Molecule: messenger RNA, 1360 nt
Organism: Vidua chalybeata
Lineage: Eukaryota; Metazoa; Chordata; Aves; Passeriformes; Viduidae
Product: class I histocompatibility antigen, F10 alpha chain-like
Exons: 8
Coding region: 30-1106 (358 amino acids)
Biological process (GO): immune response
Cellular component (GO): external side of plasma membrane
Source: RefSeq, a predicted model, not a curated record
UGUGGCCGGGGCUGCAGCGGAGCAGCGCCAUGGCUCCAGCGCUGUGGCUGGGGGUGCUCUUGGGGCUCCUGGGGCUUCUGGGGGACCCGGGGGGCGCGACGAAAGUUCUCCACUCCUUGCAUUACCUGGCUGUGGCGGUGUCAGAGCCCAGCCCGGGGGUCCCCGAGUUCAUGGAUAUGGGGUUCGUGGAUGGGAUCCCCUUCACACGCUACGACAGCGAGCGGGGCCGGGCGGAGCCGCUGACACAGUGGAUAAAGGAUGGAGCCGAGCCGGGAUAUUGGGACAGGGAGACCCAGACUUCUGUGGGGAACCAGCACGUCAAUGCCAGGAACCUGGAGACAUUGCGGGAGCGGUACAACCAGAGCGGGGGUCUCCACACAGUGUUGAUAGUUCGUGGCUGCGACCUCCUGUCUGAUGGGAGCAUCCGUGGAUCUGAGCGGCACAGCUAUGAUGGGCGGGAUUUCAUCUCCUUUGACCCGGAAUUCGGGAGAUUCGUGGCGGCCGACAGCGCUGCUGAGAUCACCAGGAGGCGCUGGGAGCAGGAACAGGUGGCUGAGGAUUGGACGAAUUACCUGAAGCAUGUCUGCCCAGAAUGGCUCCGGAAAUACGUCGGAUACGGGCAGAAAGAGCUGGAGCGCAAAGAGCCCCCUGAUGUCCAUGUAUCCAGAAAAGAGGAACACGGGACACUGAUCCUGUCCUGCCACGCAUACGGUUUCUACCCCAACACCAUCGCAGUCAACUGGAUGAAGGGGGAUGAAAUCUGGGAUCAGGAGACAGAGUGGGGCGGGAUCGUUCCCAACAGCGACGGCACCUUCCACACCUGGGCCAGGAUCCAGGUGCUGCCGGAGGAGUGGGAGCAGUACCAGUGCAGGGUGGAGCAUCCCGGAAUGCUGGAGCCUGGGAUCUUCACUUGGGAGCCGACAUCUGGCAGAAAUCUCACUGUGGUGGUCACUGUGUCCGUCAUCGCUGCCAUCCUCAUCCUCACUGUCCUCAUUGGAUUCGGUGUCUGGAAGCUCCAAUCCGGGAAGAGGGACAGGAGUGGAUACAACGUGGCAGCUGGAAAGGACGUGGGAAGGAAUGGCUUGACCGCAGGAAUCACAGCCUGAGCGAUCCAUGGAGCUGGAUCCAGCCUCUCCCCUCUUCCCAGGAAAGCUGAGAGCUGCCAGCAGAGCUCAUCCCGCUGCUCCCACCCACCCCACAGCUCUUGCUAAGGGAUCCAUUUCCUAUUUUCCAUUUCCCAAUGCCAAGACCCACAAAUAUUCGCAAUGCUUCACUUCUGGUAUGAAAUUAUCCUGCUUGGGGCAAUAAAUCGAGCUUGGGGCAAUAAAUCCUGCUUUGGGCAAUAAAUCCGGGUUCUCUC